AUGAUGGCAUACUGCGUAUAUUUCUACUUGCUCUUCCUUGUAUGUCUCCCUCUGGCAACAGCACAAUCAUCAGGCCCAUGUUCGAGCAACCCUUGUUUCAAUGGUGGUACAUGUGCAGGGAACAACACUAAAUUCGUCUGCAGAUGCAGCUUGGGCUACACUGGGACUUAUUGCGAGAGGGAUGAACUGAUGAACAAGCUUCUCGGUGGUAUCGGUAUAGCCAGCCUGUGUGUUCUUUGGAUCCUCUUCCUGAUGCUCCUUUGCUACAUCAUCUGGAUGUGCCGCACUGUCAGUCGUCUCUUCUCUGACCUGGACGGUGACAGGAGAAUGAUGAUUCUCGAAAGGAAAGAGAAAGAUAUCCGCAGCGUACACUUCCGUCCUUAUGAAGAAGAACCAUAUUGUCCGCCCUUGCCCGCUGUUGUACCUACUAAGAUUCUGUCAGACAAGCAAACCGAAACAGAGAUGCCGAGUACAUCCACGAUAGUGGUGAGCAACAAGGAACCGAUAGAGAUAUUCACCAAUGAUGAGCUGGUAGAUGAAAUAAGGAAGAGACGUGAAGAAGAAAAUGUCAAGAAUGCUUUGGAGAAUAAGGCCUACGUCACUGAUGAAGAAUUGAUGGCAAGAAUUGGAGGCGUCCCUGUCUUUGAUAAACCAAACUGGAAGAUCGACCGACCAAGCUACAUAGAACAACGACCAUACAAAAUAUAGUGAACUGCUACAUAUAUCUUGCAGAAAUUGACGAUAUCGAAAUCUGCUUAUUUAUUUUACAAACCAAGAGUCCAUGACACUGAUUUACAUUCAAAAUCAUAAUUGAAAAUGUAACUGAGUAAUUGCAUCCUGAUGAAAUUUCUAUUUUCAUAAUCAGAUUCUGUAAGCUAUGUCGUAAUACAAUCAAUUGCAUAUUAUAUACUGUAAAUAUACAAUCAAUGACAUAUAUACUG
Molecule: messenger RNA, 941 nt
Organism: Owenia fusiformis
Lineage: Eukaryota; Metazoa; Annelida; Polychaeta; Sabellida; Oweniidae
Source: the annotation of a GenBank genome assembly